CGGGCACCUGCAGUCGUUAAGCAGCAGCGGCAGGGGGAGGCCCGGGCGGCGGGCACCAUGCGCAGGUCCAGCACGGACGAAUCUGCCUACCACCGGAGCCCGUCCCUGGACAGCAAGGACUUGGGUUUCGCGCCAGGCGCCUUCCGCCGCUACAGCGGCCUCUACGGGGCAGGGGCCGGCCCGGGACCGGGCACUGGGGGCCAGGACAACGGCUCCUCCUUCUUCGGCUUCCACAGCAACCCCGGCCCCAAAGCCACCAAGGCCAAGUACACGUCUCCCAAGGGCAACAAGUACGUCGUGUUUUACCUGGACCUCUCCUUUAUCUUCCUCCUAGAGCUGCGGCGCUGCGGCAUGGCGCACACCUGCCUCCAGGGCGUCAAGUACCUCAUGUUCGUCUUCAACCUUCUCUUCUGGCUGGGAGGAUGCGGGAUUCUCGGUGUGGGCAUCUGGCUGGCUGUGACGCAGGGCAACUUUGCCACCCUCUCACCCUCCUUCCCUUCGCUCUCGGCGGCCAACCUGCUCAUCGUCACGGGCACCUUCGUCAUGGUCAUAGGCUUCGUGGGCUGCAUCGGCGCCAUCAAAGAAAACAAAUGCCUGCUUCUCAGUUUCUUCAUCAUGCUGUUAAUUGUGUUCCUGCUGGAGCUCACGGUAGCCAUCCUCUUCUUCGUCUACACAGACCAGAUUGAUACCUACGCCCAGCGGGAUCUGAAGAAGGGGCUACAUCUGUACGGGGCCGAAGGGAACAUUGGCCUCACCAACGCGUGGAGCAUCAUCCAGACAGAUUUCCGGUGCUGUGGGGUCUCCAACUACACUGACUGGUUUGAGGUGUACAACAGCACGAGAGUACCUGACUCCUGCUGCCUGGAAUUCAGCGAGAGCUGUGGGCUCCAUUCUCCAGGCACCUGGUGGAAAGCACCCUGUUAUGAGACGGUGAAGAUCUGGCUUCAGGAAAACCUCCUGGCCGUGGGGAUCUUUGGACUGUGCACAGCUCUGGUCCAGAUUCUUGGCCUGACCUUUGCUAUGACCAUGUAUUGCCAAGUGGUGAGAGCAGACACAUACUGCGCAUAGAGCCCUGCCCGCAGCCCACCCAAGGACAUGGGAACCCUUUCCUUCAUUUCCUUCUCCCCAAUUAGUGACCCUUGUAAACAGCUUCACCCUGGGAGGCACUGGAGCCCCUUGAACCCGAGGAAGCAGAAAACAGGAACCCCAGGGUCAAGUGCAUGCCUGGGGUCCCUGGUGCCUGCCGGGCCAAGGGUAGCCUUGGACCUGAGCAGCCCCCACUGUUGCAGACUGACCCUGAGUGCUUGGGGGGGGGGUGGGGUUUCCAUCCUGAAGCACCAGUCUGUCAUCCUGUCUGUUGGUCUGUCUGUUCUGGGAAUGGAGUGGGAACAGCCGUGGGAUCGGGGCUCAUUUGCCCCCUCCCUGGCCUCCAGAGCCCAACUUAGGAGGAGUCUCCUCUUCCAAGCAGCAUUUUCAUUAUCUGGUGUGGUUUUCCCUCAGAUCAGACCAGGACCAGUGGGAUGGGGCAGACCAGACCUGGCCAGGUCAGUGAAAGGAAAGCAUGCCCUCCCCUGGCUGCCAGUUGCCUUGGGGGCCCUCCCCUGGUUGGUGAAUCCUGGUGUGAACCCCUGGGUCUUCCCAUUAACAUUCUAGGCUGGAGGCAGUCCUCAGGGAGAUGGUCUCUUCCCUUGAACACCCAGGAAGCCACUUUGUGUUUGCAGAUGUGUCUUGACUUCAGUAAACCGUUGUGAGUGUACGGCAGCCCUUCUGGUCAAUGUGUCUGUCUGUCUCUUGUCCCAGAGGGCAGGUGUGGACAGGACAGUGCCACCCAGCCUUGGAUCCGUUCUCCCUUUGCUUUCUCCCCUACUGGAGACUCUCAUUUGGAGAGGGACCAUCUGAAAGAAUUGUAACCACUCCCAGUAAAGCUCCACCACCACGUGUGCCUGGACCUUGCUCUGGCCUGGCCUCACCCUCCCAAGCCCAGGGGGUCCCAUCAGAGCAGACGCCAAGCCUCCCCCUUCCUGUUCUGAGAACAGAGCAGUUCAGCCGAGUGUUUAGGUCACAGGACAGGGAACAAUGCCAGUCCAAGUCCCAGGGACCAACCAGCAGGGACUAUGGCUCUUCUGGACUGAGCUGAGAAAAUGCAGUGAGUGUUUGGAGCCUGGAGGCCUGGCCCCUUCCCUCUGCUCCCUUUCCCUUCCUUUCACACCCUGUGCAUUUUUCUCAUCCUCCUCCCCCUUCUCCCUUCACCCCCACCCUGAGACUUAGCAUAGCCCUCAGUACCAGAGCUAGAAGGGAUCUCAGAGACCCCCUCAUUUUACACAUGGGGAAACCAAGGUCCAGAGAGGGGAAGACAGUUACCCAACAUCACACAGCCAGUUAGUUGCAAAGGCAGCCUGAGCAUCUAGUUCUCCUGCUUCCCAUGUAAGUAGUCUCUGGGCCUGGGUUCCAUGUGCUUCGUGAAGGGCUGGCUGGAGCCUCUGCCCUCACUGGUGACCCUGAUGUGCCAGAAGUCUCCUGCCAGGUCCAAGGUUUUCCUCCCUUCUGACUGCCCUCUUGUGCUACCCUCAGCACCUGCGAGAUCCUGGUCCCCAACAAGCAGUGUCCCCUAUCAGGUAGGGGCUUUAGGCUUAGUGUUCUUUGAGGUGCCCAGGGUUCAAGGAUUCUCCGUGAUGGAGGCAGGCAUGAAACCAUGAGGCCACACAGUGAACAAAGGUGGUCUAUGCCUUGGCAGUCACCCGUGCCCCCUAUCUCAGAGAGGGGGCUCUCCCUUGGCCAGGACUAAGCAAGGAGGUGCCCAGCCCCAAGGCAGUGAGUGGCUGGAAGUUCACUCCAUACAGGCUAGAAGCAGAGACUCCCAAGGACCCAGGUGGUGGCUGUGGCUCUGGGAGCCUUGUGCCUGGCACUGUCCAGUGCAGCCUCUCCUCUAUAGUUGGUUACUCUGGCAGCUAAGGGGGCAGGGUCAGCUCCAAAGGGUCCACAUAGAGAAGACCAAGAUAGCCAGGGUAAAAACCCUUGACCCUAACCCCUGGAAAAUAAAAUGAUGUGCCCCACCCCCUCAGAAGGUAGAUUCUGGAUGUAAAUAUGGAAGUCCAGGGCCCUGCCCACCAACACAGGCUUAGCCCCAACUACUGCCUUGCAUUUGUCGUUUCUGUCUGAUGCCAGCCCCACCUAGCAGGUCCUUCAUUCUUGUCCUCUUCUGAACUUGGGACAGAUACCAGAGACAGCAGGGCUCAAGCUCCACACUUCCUAUGCCUGCUUAGGGCUCUCCCCCUUUCCAAGCUCAGACCCCUGUCUUUUGUUGCCUUGUUUCUUGCUCUCCGACUUUGUUCCCUGGCCUGCCAUCCAUCAGCUUGGCCUCCAGGACCACCCCAGGGAUCAGUGGGGGGCUAGUAGAGCCUCACUGCAGGACUCCCCCAAGAAAUGCCCCCAGACCCAGACUACCACUUUCCAGGAAGCUGAGUGUCCCUGGAGACUCCUAGGGAAGCCAGAGGGGGAGAUGAUUUGUGGUCUGGGGGAGGGGGCCAUGACUUUGAUGUGGCCUGCAGGGACCGGGACCCCAGAGUCUAAGCUGGAACUUUUCAGUUGCUUUCCCUUGGCAUUAUGGGAGUGGGCUCUGUCCACAGUCCAGGCCACCCACCCCCACCUCGAGACAUCUUAUUUUUUAACAAAGCUAUUAAACAAUCUUUAUUAGGAUUUA
Molecule: messenger RNA, 3700 nt
Organism: Trichosurus vulpecula (common brushtail)
Lineage: Eukaryota; Metazoa; Chordata; Mammalia; Diprotodontia; Phalangeridae
Gene: TSPAN4
Product: tetraspanin 4
Exons: 7
Coding region: 58-1068 (336 amino acids)
Cellular component (GO): membrane
Source: RefSeq, a predicted model, not a curated record